UUUGUCUUUGCGUCGGAUGAGAGCUCGCCGUCUGUGAUAAGCUGUGAGCAGCCGGCCGGUGGGCAGAGAGCGUGUGGUGCACAGACUGGGUGUUAGAGAACGACUAGCACAGACGGAGCAGAGCACAGAGACACAGAUUUCAGCCUGUGAACCUGCACGCUUGUGUUGUGUUGUUUUUUUCUUUGUUUUGUUUCCUCUGGUGUGGCCGUCAUCUGAGCGCAGGGGGAAAUAUGUUUGAGUGACUCAUCUCAGUGGAUGUCAUGUCCCUCUGCUGAUUGACUGCUUAUGUGCAGUGGCUCAGCUUUCAUAAGAGCACCUCCCGGGCGGAGCCAGCGAUGGGAACUGCCACAUUGCUGGAAUGUUUUGCUUGCUCUCGGCGAAAACGCUGGCUGCCACGCCCUCUUGGGCUUAUGAGAUCUUUCCGCCCAAUCCGCUGUUACCCUGAGACGUCACCACCUCAGUGGCAAUUCCCUCGCAUCAACGGCCACUCUAAAUCAGAGCGCACUGCCAGAGACUCAGCCAUGGGUUACGACAGCGCCUCAGUAAUGAGCAGUGAGCUGGAGUCCAGCUCCUUUGUUGACAGUGAGGAGGAUGAGGAUGCGAGCAGGCUCAGUAGCUCCACAGAACAGAGUUCUUCUUCGCACCUGAUGCGCAGACACAAGCGCCGUCGACGGAGGCACAAAGUGGCCAAGAUAGACCGGUCCUCAUCCUUCAGCAGUAUCACGGACUCUACGAUGAGCCUCAACAUCAUCACCGUCACACUGAACAUGGAGAAGUACAACUUUUUGGGUAUAAGUAUUGUUGGUCAGAGUAAUGACCGGGGAGAUGGCGGCAUCUACAUCGGCUCCAUCAUGAAGGGAGGAGCUGUGGCUGCUGACGGGAGAAUAGAACCUGGAGACAUGCUCCUCCAGGUGAACGAUGUGAACUUUGAGAACAUGAGCAAUGACGACGCCGUCAGGAUUCUCAGAGAGAUCGUUUCCAAAACCGGUCCUAUUAGUCUCACUGUUGCCAAAUGUUGGGACCCGUCUCCACGAAGCUACUUCACGAUCCCUCGUGCUGAACCAGUGAGACCCAUUGACCCUGCAGCCUGGAUUUCACACACCACUGCCCUGACGGGACCUUACCCACACUACGAAUUUGACGACUUGCCUUUAUCUGCAAGUAAAACGGACAUGGCAACUAUUGUCAAGGUGAUGCAGUUGCCUGACUCCGGCUUAGAGAUUCGAGACAGGAUGUGGUUGAAGAUCACAAUCGCCAACGCCGUCAUCGGUGCUGACGUGGUAGACUGGCUUUACUCCAGAGUAGAAGGAUUCAAGGACCGGCGGGAUGCGAGGAAGUACGCGAGCAGUCUCCUGAAACACGGCUACCUGAGACACACCGUCAACAAGAUCACCUUCUCCGAACAGUGCUACUAUACCUUCGGGGACCUCUGCCAAAACAUGGCAUCGCUCAACUUAAAUGAGGGAUCCAGUGGCGGAGGCUCCGAGCAGGACACCUUGGCACCGCUCCCUCCUCCCAGCAACCCCUGGCCCCUGGGCGGGCAGCCGUUCCCCUACCCUCCUUUUCCCUCCGCGCCCCCCAGCUUCCCGCCAGGAUACUCAGACCCGUGCCACAGUUUCCACAGCGGGAGCGCAGGCAGUCAGCACAGCGAGGGAAGCCGAAGCAGUGGAUCCAACCCCAGUGCAGGCAAAGGUAGACGCUCCUCCCCACAGGAGAAGGGUCAGAGGUCAACAUGCGGCGAGUCAGAGCCCGGCAUCCGUGGAGGGAGGCGCGGUGACAGGUCCGCCAGCCAAAUGAGCCAUCACAGCCACGCCAUCUCCAGCCACAGUCAUGCCCGAUCAAGUCUUAGUCACAGUCAGUCCCACAGGAGCCACCAUCACUCACAAAACAGCCACCCUUCCUUCACCUACAGCCACGCUCCGUUCACCAAGCCCGGGCCAGGCUCCUGUGCCCAGAGCGAGCGAAGCCACGCCUCCUCCUACGGCCCCCCCGGCUUGCCUCCUCCUUACUGUCUGGCCCGUCUGGCCCCCAAGACCUCGGUCAGCAGCAGCACGCCCCCUGGAGCCCCUCCUGGGAGAGAGUUAGCAGCCGUUCCUCCUGAGCUCACCGCUAGUCGCCAGUCCUUCCAGCAUGCUAUGGGCAAUCCCUGUGAGUUUUUUGUUGACAUCAUGUGACAGGACAGUGCCUUGAAAACUCAUCGAGCACAAUACAAUUCUCCACGAACCCGCCCUUCCCCUCCUCCCUUUCCACCCUAAGAUCUUUUCUGUCUCUGAGUUCAGAAUGUAAACACUGACUGAGCCUCUACCUUAACCCCCCGCUAUCUGUCUUUCCCUCUGAUGUCCACACAAAGGACGGCAGGCAGCAGGAGCACAGCAGGAAGGAAGUCCUCUCACGCUUACAAACACGGGUCCUCGCUGACUGAAAACCCUCUUUUGUAUUGACGUGACGUGUAAAGUUUGUGAAACGUGAAUGGUAUUCAAUGUGGUGAUUCUUUAAAGCUGCCGCGCAGACAUUCUCUUUGGAGUGUGUACUCUACGUAGGAUCAUUUCUGUUGAGCGAGACCUUUAAGAUGUCUGGGCCUGGAUCUCAAUCCCCCAGACCCAGACCGACAACUUCAACCCGCACUUAGAAACUUUUAAUUUUUUGGGGCCUAGGACUUGGACUGGAUCUCCUGACUCAAAUCUGUGCAUAGCCGAACGUUUUUUACUCUUUUCACUAAACCUUUAAUCGGCCCCAUUUCCUUUACGGUGUGGCACUGCCACCGGUUUAUUUAAGUUCUUACCUGCCAAGACUAACCUUGAGUUCACAAAAAGGUUGAUUUCUUCAAUAAGGGAGGCCCUGCAGCCAGUUUAACUAGGCUGCAUAUUGCAUGACUGUCUCAACUGCUUUAAAGAAAAGAAGUUUUAUGAAUACAUUUUGUUUUAAAGUAUUACCAUUCUUGUGGAGGGGUGGCGUUACCUCUUGCCAAAUGUUCUAAAGGAAGAAUCCGUACACUGGAUACAUUUUGUGAUGUUAUUUAUGUGCUCAUGUUGCAUUGAUGGUGUCAUACUUUGUCUACUUCGACUGACUGACAGACAAUCAGACAUCACCCUUUGUGAAUCAGUGGCCAGUUCCCACUGUCCUAGCUGUUCUUUGUCGAAUGUAUCGUUAUUCCUGCCAGUGAUUAAACCCUGACGCUCUGGACAGUUCGGUUCAAACACUUCUAUGGAGCGAAUCAACAAACAUACAGGAUCGUGGACAACCACCACGGCAGCGAGAGCAAACUCUGAAGGGUUGGCAUGAGAUAGAACCAGUUUGCUGUACGAGCGCCAUCGUCGUCCUCUUUUGAGUGUGAGCUUCGAAAAAAGUUUGUGCGAUACAAGCCAAAGCCUCACGUUGUGUAUGAUGGAUAUUUGCAAGCUGUUUAUUUCCUCGUGAUUAUCAUCAAACACGUCUCAUUUUGCAAGUUCAAAGUGACUUUAAGGGGGAUCCUGGCCUUCAGAUGCUGACAUCAUUGUAAAACAAUGGCAAACCCCUGUUGUAUCUACCUAAAUAUAGAAAAUGAGAAGGAAAAUACACACACACACACACACA
Paralichthys olivaceus (Japanese flounder) is the source of this 3573-nucleotide messenger RNA. The record is from RefSeq and is a predicted model, not a curated record. Lineage: Eukaryota; Metazoa; Chordata; Actinopteri; Pleuronectiformes; Paralichthyidae.